AUGGAAUCACCAAGUAAUUAUUCAACUCCUCCAGUCUUCAAAUUCUUUCUCAUCUGCUUUCCUAACUACCAGAGUUGGCAGCACUGGCUGUCACUGCCACUCAGCCUUCUUUUCCUCCUGGCUAUGGGAGCUAAUGCCACUCUCCUGGUUACCAUAAAACUGGAAACCUCUCUGCAUGAGCCCAUGUACUACCUGCUCAGCCUCCUUUCCCUGCUGGACAUCGUACUCUGCCUCACUGUAAUUCCCAAGGUCCUGGCUAUUUCUGCAAGACUCAAAUAUUGUGCAGAACAUGUCAUACAAAACUGCAUCUGCACUAACUUGUCUGUAUCCAAGCUCUCUUGUGAUGAUAUCACGUUUAAUAGACUCUACCAGUUUGUGGCUGGCUGGACUUUACUGGGCUCUGAUCUUAUACUUAUCAUCCUCUCCUACUCCUUUAUACUGAGAGCUGUGCUCAGAAUCAAGGCUGAGGGUGCUGCAGCUAAGGCUUUGAGCACAUGUGGUUCCCACUUCAUCCUCAUACUAUUCUUCAGCACAGUCCUGCUUGUUCUGGUCAUAACUAACUUGGCCAGGAAGAGAAUUUCUCCAGACGUCCCCAUAUUGCUCAAUAUCCUGCAUCACCUGAUUCCUCCAGCUCUCAAUCCCAUUGUUUAUGGUGUAAGAACCAAGGAGAUAAAACAAGGCAUCCAGAGAUUACUGAGGAAGUUCUAUGUUUCAAAUAAUUAA
Messenger RNA from Suncus etruscus (white-toothed pygmy shrew), 723 nucleotides. Its product is annotated as olfactory receptor 56A4-like. The transcript has 2 exons. The record is from RefSeq and is a predicted model, not a curated record. Bases 1 to 723 code for a protein of 240 amino acids. Gene Ontology annotation, biological process: G protein-coupled receptor signaling pathway. Gene Ontology annotation, cellular component: membrane. NCBI's taxonomy places the organism in Eukaryota, Metazoa, Chordata, Mammalia, Eulipotyphla, Soricidae. Gene Ontology annotation, molecular function: olfactory receptor activity.